CUCCCUUUUCUUCCACAGCAUCGAAUAGCACUCAGCCUCACUCUCUCUCGCUCUAAAAGACUUUCUCUCUCUAAAACUCUCUCUCUCUCUGCUGCGGCUCUUUAGGCUCUGCACAAAGAGUGAUAGUAUUGGGAUUUUUAGCUGAGUUUGAAGUUUGGAGGAUAUGAGUGAUAGUUGAGGGAUUGAUAUUAGAGCGUAAAGUUGUGGUGUGUUUGAGUAUGGGGUCUGCUUGUUGUGUUGCUGCUAGAGAUAAGACUAUACCAAAUGGAUCGAGUGGUGAAAUUUUGCACCGGAACAUUCGGUAUUCGCCAACAUGGAGCUUUCGAUGGGAUAACCGAGGGCGAGUGGCUGGCGAAGAGACUUCUAUAGGUUGGUUCUCAGAUGGGGUGAGCCGGAAUGAUCGAUCAGAGAUUAAAUAUGAGCCAUCAUCUGCUGAGGAGGGUAGCCCAUUGGAGAAUUUUCGAAGAUGUACAUGGCAGAAGUCCCCAAUUUCCGAGGGAACUGCUGGGCAUGUUAGGACUCCUGCUUCAGGUACCUUCCAAAAUUAUAAAUCUAUUUCACGGAAUAUUUCUAUGGAUGCGAGUUUGGAGCAGGUGAAGGAAUCUCCAACAGUUUCAUUUCCGUCUCCUAUGAAACCAUCACUUUCAAUGCCUUCUACUUCAUCUUUGUUGGCGUCUCCCUUGUUGUCCCAAGGUCACCUGCCUCCUGCCAGCUCAACCCCUUCAAAGUGGCCCCGCCAUUCUCCAGGACAUCAGCUUUUAAGGCAAGUAUCUGAUAGUCAAAUCCCUGGAUUCAAGUCUCCCGACAGCUACUCAAUCUCCGAAGAAAGGCCAGACUGCUACUCAGUUUCUGAAGAAAGGCCAGCGCUCCCUUCGUGGAGCAAUGAAUCAGCUAGGGGUUCCCGUGGGGGGUCUUCAGAUGGUUGGUCUAUGCAUGCAUUUUCUGGGUUAAUGGCCUCUUCUCGAAGAGAAAGGUGGUCUUUUGAUAGUGAGUCCUUUGGCUUUAAUCGUGAGAAGUUAACCAGAUCCAGUAGCCGAUUUUCAACUUCUCCUUCUGUUGAUCUGCAAACUUGUGGGGUUUGCUCAAAGCUUUUGACUGAGAAAUCCUCAUGGAGUGGCCAAAAGAUUAUUGCUAAUAAUGAGCUUUCUGUAGUUGCCGUGCUUACUUGUGGGCAUGUAUAUCAUGCUGAGUGCUUGGAGAAUAUGACACCUGAAAUUAAUAAGUAUGAUCCAGCUUGCCCAGUCUGUACUUUUGGGGAGAAGCAGACCCUGAAGUUGUCUGAAAAAGCACUGAGAGCUGAAAUGGAUUUGAAGGCUAGAAAUAAGAGAUCAAGGAACCGAGUUGUGGAUAGCGAUCUUGAUGGUGAUUCUUUUGUGCUUGAUCGCUUGAAAAGUGGUGAACGUCAUGGGAAAGGUCCCAAGAUGGCCCUCAGUUCCAGCAUGAAAAGCUCCUUGGGGAAGCCUUUCCUGAGGCGGCACUUUUCAUUUGGCUCAAAGGGGUCUAAAAGCUUGUCAGAGAGCCAUUCUGCAAGAAAAAAGGGAUUCUUCUGGGCAAAAUCAAGCAGGGAGUGAGCAAAAACCCUAAACUGCCAGGAGAUUCCAGUGUUGAUCUCUACAUCUCAGUUGGAGAAAGAAUUGUGAAGAGUGCAAGAUUUCCUUCUUCAAGAUUUUGUUAUGAAAAUCUGCUUCUGCAUACACACACUGAAAUUUCAACAGCAUUAGCUUGUUGGUUUAGACUGUAAAGAAGAGAAAAGAAAAUAUAUAGAAGGAACAGUUCAAUAUAAAAGAAAGUAGAAUGAAAAUGCAUCAUUAGACUGGUGAUCUCAUUCUUAUUUUGUACAGAUUAUUGUUUCUUGCAUGGACACAUAAAUGAAUUGAUCCAAAUGAGCCUUUAUAUGGUUAAGGGAACUCU
Messenger RNA from Corylus avellana, 1911 nucleotides. NCBI's taxonomy places the organism in Eukaryota, Viridiplantae, Streptophyta, Magnoliopsida, Fagales, Betulaceae. The record is from RefSeq and is a predicted model, not a curated record.